CCGGAAACGCGCGGGUCCUGCCGGAAGUAGCGCUUACUCGGUGCGCGUGGGCCCCAGAAUGGCGGCUCACCGCUCGGGUCCGCUGAAGCACCAGAAUAAACCUCAUAAAGGCUGGCGGCACCACGGCGGUGCGUCUGCACAACGGGACAGUAAAGGCCGUGUAGGACCAAAAAUCUUGUCCAAGAAGCUGAAAAAGCAGCCCAGCCGAGUAGACCAGAGGCAUCGCGCCAGCCAACUCCGAAAGCAGAAAAGGGAGGCGGUUCUGGCAGAGAAGAGGCAGCUGGGCAGCAAGGAUGGACCUCCUCAUCAAGUGCUCGUGGUGCCUCUGCACAGCAGGAUUUCCCUUCCAGAGGCAUUUAGACUGCUUCAGAAUGAAGACUUGGGAACAGUGUACUUGAAUGAAUGGGGAAGCACCCAUAGCUUUAUGCUUCUAAGCCCUGUUUUGAAACAUCGGUGGUUUUUCACAUAUGCAAGGCCAGGGGAUCUGCAUACUGUAUUAGACAUGGCUAAAGUUGCUGAUACCAUCCUGUUCCUCCUGGAUCCACUAGAAGGCUGGGACAGCUCUGGGGAUUACUGUCUGUCUUGCCUCUUUGCUCAGGGCCUUCCCACCUAUACACUAGCUGUCCAGGGGCUUUCUGGCCUCCCACCAAAGAAACAAGUAGAUGCCAGAAAAAAGCUAAGUAGAACAGUGGAGAAACGCUUUCCUGAUGACAAGCUCCUGUUGCUGGACACCCAACAGGAGGCAGGACUACUGCUUAGACAGUUGGCUAACCAAAAGCAGCGGCAUCUUGCUUUUCGAGAUCGGCGAGCUUACUUGUUUGCCCAUGUUGCUGAUUUCGUGCCUAGUGAGGAGAGUAACUUAGUGGGCACCUUGAAAAUCUCAGGCUAUAUUCGUGGGAGGACUCUGAAUGUAAAUAGUUUGCUGCAUAUUGUUGGACAUGGUGAUUUCCAAAUGAAUCAAAUAGAUGGACCUGUGGACCCUUUUCCUUUAAAUCCUAGAGUGAUUAAAUCCCAGAAGAAACCAACUGUGGCAAUGGAGAUUUGUGCUACAGAUACUGCAGUUGACAUGGAAGAAGACCUUAAAGUUCUGAUGAAGGCAGAUCCUGAUAAACAGGAGACUUUACAGACAGAGGUUACUCCAGAUCCGAUGGAAGGGGAGCAAACCUGGCCCACAGAGGAGGAACUGGAGGAGGCAAACGACUUAUUGAAGCAACGUUCCCGGGUGGUAAAGAAGGUCCCCAGAGGAACAUCCAAUUACCAGGCUGAAUGGAUUUUGGAUGAAGGUGGUGAAAGUGGUGGGGAAAGUGAUGAAUAUGAUGAUGUACAACAUGAAGGUUUUAUGGAAGAGGAGUCUGAGGAUGAGUGUGGCGAGGAAGAAGAGGAAUGUGAAACCAUGACUCUAGGGGAGUCUGUACGUGAUGAUCUGUAUGACGAGAAAGUAGAUGAGGAGGCCGAGGAGAGAAUGUUGGAGAAAUAUAAACAAGAGAGAAUGGAAGAGAUGUUUCCGGAUGAAAUGGAUACUCCCCGUGAUGUGGCUGCUAGAAUUCGAUUUCAGAAAUAUAGAGGCCUCAAGAGUUUCAGGACAUCUCCUUGGGACCCUAAGGAAAACCUUCCUCAAGAUUAUGCUCGGAUUUUUCAGUUCCAGAAUUUUAUUAAUACUAGAAGAAGAAUCUUCAAAGAGAUUGAGGAAAAAGAUGUUGAAGGAGCUGAGGUCGGCUGGUAUGUCACAAUUCAUAUCUCUGAUGUCCCUGUCUCGGUGGUUGAGCAUUUCAGGCAAGGAGCACCCUUGAUUGCAUUUUCUUUACUACCUUAUGAACAGAAGAUGUCAGUAUUGAACAUGGUGGUGAGUCGGAAUCCUGGCAACACGGAACCUGUGAAGGCCAAAGAAGAACUGAUCUUCCAUUGUGGAUUCAGGCGCUUCCGAGCCUCGCCUUUAUUCUCUCAGCACACAGCAGCUGAUAAACAUAAAUUUCAGAGAUUCCUGACUGUAGAUGCGGCCUUGGUGGUGACAGUGUUUGCGCCAAUCACUUUUCCUCCUGCAUCUGUGCUACUUUUCAAGCAGAGAAGCAACGGAGUGCACAGCCUCAUUGCUACAGGCCACCUGUUGUCAGUGGAUCCAGACAGGAUGGUCAUCAAGAGAGUUGUUCUGAGUGGUCAUCCGUUCAAAAUUUGUACUAAGAUGGCAGUGGUGCGUUACAUGUUCUUCAACAGAGAGGAUGUGAUGUGGUUUAAGCCUGUGGAACUGAGAACCAAGUGGGGCCGCAGGGGACACAUCAAGGAGCCUCUAGGUACCCAUGGCCAUAUGAAGUGCAGUUUUGAUGGGAAGCUAAAAUCUCAGGAUACAGUAUUAAUGAAUCUCUAUAAGCGAGUUUUCCCCAAAUGGACUUAUGACCCAUAUGUACCAGAGCCAGUACCAUGGGUGAAAAGUGAGAUCUCCUCAGCAGCAUCUGAAGUGGACAUGGAAUAAUGGAUUCAGUGGAUUCUGUCUGCUGCAGACAGAAUUUAGUGUGGGUUGUGACAAGGCAGUCUGCUUUCUAUUUCAGCUGUUUACACUAUUACUUGGUCACCAAAUUAUAACUCUUACUAAAAUAUUCUUCUCCAUUAGGAUUUUGAAAACAAUUUUCAUCUAGAGACAAUUCAUGAAUUUAAACAGAAAUAGUCUGGUAAGGACUUUCAGCCUGCUUCACCCAGUUUAGGGAGGUUAGGUCUACAUUCCCACCACUGAGUACAAUACAGAUGUUCUUCACAUCAGGAGAGACUGUUUGGAAAUGCUGGGACAGCACUGCAGCCAAUCCAACACCAGCAGUAGGCUCAAUGAGCAGUUUCAUUCUCUCCCACACCAGUUGGGUUGCAUGCUGUUGGCACAGAAAGGAGUAAGGAUUAAUGAAACAAACAGUAUAGUAGGUUAAGUUCUGAACACCAAAUGAAGUAGAUGUUUGGGUUUGUUUCGAUGACUGUGCUUGCUAAUAAAGUGCAUAUACAACUCAGCCUAGCUCUGCUAACUGUCAGGUUUCCCAUGUGUUAAGUUAAUCCUCUGUUCAUAAAUUUCUUUUGCCUAGGAAGUUAGACUUGCUGUUUUUUCAUCACAGUCUUACCUUGAUUUCAUCCUCUGUGACAGUGAAGACAUCAUCCACAAGGUCCCUUAUAAUAGGCCAAGUAUUUAAGCCAAUGCUUGAUUUGACACCAUCUGCUAUGGUUUCUGGAGGGUGAAGAUUGGGAGUCAGUUCUCCUUUCAGUUUGGACUGGUAGCAGUCAUCUGCAUUCAAGGGUUCAGCAGCGUAGACCUUCACACCAGGUUUCAGGGCCUGGGCAGAGGAACAGAGACUGUACACUAGCAGGUUUGCCUGCAUACCUGAAGAAGGCAUACUAGAUGACACAUAUUUCAUGUUCCAGAAGGGUCUUUCUUUUGAUGCCAAAAUGGAAAUAUGACCUUGAAGCACUUUAAUAAAAGUUGUAUCUGAUAACUGA
Messenger RNA from Arvicola amphibius (Eurasian water vole), 3468 nucleotides. RefSeq names its product TSR1 ribosome maturation factor (gene Tsr1). Gene Ontology annotation, cellular component: preribosome, small subunit precursor; nucleus. Gene Ontology annotation, molecular function: GTPase activity; GTP binding; U3 snoRNA binding. Bases 59 to 2467 code for a protein of 802 amino acids. Lineage: Eukaryota; Metazoa; Chordata; Mammalia; Rodentia; Cricetidae. The record is from RefSeq and is a predicted model, not a curated record. Gene Ontology annotation, biological process: maturation of SSU-rRNA from tricistronic rRNA transcript (SSU-rRNA, 5.8S rRNA, LSU-rRNA); endonucleolytic cleavage of tricistronic rRNA transcript (SSU-rRNA, 5.8S rRNA, LSU-rRNA); ribosome biogenesis. The transcript has 15 exons.